Molecule: messenger RNA, 3978 nt
Organism: Suricata suricatta (meerkat)
Lineage: Eukaryota; Metazoa; Chordata; Mammalia; Carnivora; Herpestidae
Gene: CCDC25
Product: coiled-coil domain containing 25
Exons: 9
Coding region: 102-728 (208 amino acids)
Source: RefSeq, a predicted model, not a curated record
AGUUCCGGGGAACCGGGGGCCUCCGCGCUUCUGGUAUCCAGGUGUCUAGCUAGUUGAGGGCUGCUCCUCCGCGUAGGAGUAGCUGUGCCGCCGCCGGGAUCAUGGUGUUCUACUUUACCAGCAGCAGCGUUAACUCAUCUGCUUACACUAUUUACAUGGGAAAGGAUAAAUAUGAAAAUGAAGAUCUAAUAAAAUAUGGCUGGCCUGAAGACAUUUGGUUUCAUGUGGACAAACUGUCUUCGGCUCAUGUGUACCUUCGAUUACAUAAGGGGGAGAAGAUAGAAGACAUCCCAAAGGAAGUCUUGAUGGACUGUGCCCAUCUUGUGAAGGCCAAUAGCAUUCAAGGCUGCAAGAUGAACAACGUUAAUGUGGUAUAUACACCGUGGUCGAACCUGAAGAAAACAGCUGACAUGGAUGUGGGACAGAUAGGCUUUCACAGGCAGAAGGAUGUGAAAAUUGUGACGGUGGAGAAGAAAGUGAAUGAGAUCCUGAACCGAUUAGAAAAGACCAGAAUGGAGCAAUUCCCAGACCUCGCGGCAGAGAAGGAAUGCAGAGACCGAGAAGAGAGAAAUGAGAAGAAAGCCCAAAUUCAGGAAAUGAAAAGGAGAGAGAAGGAAGAGAUGAAGAAGAAGCGGGAAAUGGACGAACUUAGGAGCUAUUCAUCACUAAUGAAAGUUGAGAAUAUGUCUUCAAAUCAGGACGGCAAUGAUUCAGAUGAAUUCAUGUGAAUGGAGGAAGGACUUUUUAAAGAUGUGAAUUUAGGGACAGUUGCAAACGUUCUGAUUUCAUCAAUGUUCUGAGUUAUAAAAAAAAAACGAGUAAAAUUCUAUCUUCAUUCUACACAAAUAUUACCAACCUCGGAGUUAAAAAAACAAAGUGUUUCCUUUUUUGUCAACAGAAAAGGACCAGAUAUUUAUAAUAUAUUUGGACUUGAAAAUAGCAUAUAACUUUAGGAAAGUGAAAAUAUUUUUGCCGUACAUGUCUUAGUACCUCAUGAAAGUUGGCUGCCCUUGUUCUUGGGAUGGACUUUAGAACGAACCAGCUCUGAAAAGCGUUUGUUACUGUGCUCUGUCCCUGAAAACAGAUGUCUCAAAAAGCUUUUCAUAUUCUCAGAAUAGCUUCACUUCUGUUAAGAAGAAUGUAUUAGUGAGCAAUAUGUGCGAAUGUUCCCCUCAGCCUUGAUUUCCUGACUAGAGAAAAAGAGCUUAUGGGUUUUGAUGGUGAUAUUUCCAGAAGGUUGCUGGCUUCAGUAUUCCCAUUCCACUGUGUCAUCUGUCUCUUAGCAGAGUUCUCCUCAGCUCUCGGCUUGUCCUAACUUCUACCUUCUGCAUCCUUUUUCUGAGUGAGGGCCUCCCCCUAGAUAGCGUCGUGCUUAGAGAAGUAGUCUGUAUUCAUCAAGGUCGGGCGUGUGGCAGUGUUUUACCUGAACACCAAGUAACCCAAGCCACUCGCGUGACAACAUCCAGGCUCUGGAACCGUUUCUCAGCACUGAGGGGAGAAACAGGAAGGCAUGCUCUGAGUCCUUUCAGAGAAACAGGUUACCUGAUCUUUGUCUUGGGAUGCAGCCUAAAAUAAAAGUCCAUGUUGUGGGUGUGGUUUUAGAAAAAAAUUAAGCAUUUUACGAGCCAGCCAAGUAAUUUGUUUAUUUACCUUGAAAUAAUACUUAUUUUGAGGUGUAACCCCAGAGUUCAGAUUUCUCAAUUGUAGACCCAGUAACUUAAUAUGUAACACCACCACUCAUCUGAGCCGCCUGCACUGCAGUGUGAUUCCGAAUAGAAGGUAUAUUUUUAUUGCAGUCCCUGCAGAAAGAGACAAAACAAAACUAUGAAAGGGGAAGAGAACAAAGCCUACAGGUCAGGAGGCAUACAGAUUCACAUUUAAACCACACCCAGAGCUCUACAUGCAACGUUUUUUGUAUUCUUCACUGCAUUCUAACCCAACAAAAAUGAUCUCCUCCAACAAAUACUCUACCUGUAAAAGCACUUUGGAACUAUGGGUAAGACCAAAAGACUUAAGUGUUUCUGUUUAUCCCAAAUUGGUGUGUGGAGUUGAAAACUGGAAAAUUUCCCUGAGGCAUAGCUCAGCCAGAUUUUGAGAGGGGGUAUGGGAGAUAACUCCAGAAAUUAGUGAGUGUGUGUGUGUGUGUGUGUGUGUGUGUGUGUGUGUGUAAUAAUAUUCAGUGUGGGGUUCUGUGAUUUUGAAAAUGUAAUAAUAAAUCAUAUUUUAUUCGGAAGGACAUUGAUACAUGAAUUCUUAGAAUCUGCUCAUUAUCCCCGUCCUCAAGCUGGUUUGGGGGAUGAUCUGGCUCUAAAAAAUACCCUCAUCCAUCCAAGACUCAACGUGGCAGGUUCUAGAGGGGUAUCGUCUUCCUCCCCCACUGUCACAUGUGUGUCCCCCCUCCUGCUAGAUGCCCACUGGGCCAAAGCAGAUGACCUUUCCCAACCCCUCUCAGGACUGAGUGCAGGCUGGUCAGUGAGCUGGCCCUAGGCAUGUCUUUCACGCCGCGGCAGACACCCAAGACGGGGAGACCUUGCCUCUAGCACCACCUGUGUCACCUCAGCCUGCAGCGCUUCCGAAGGGCGCCUCCGUACCCCACCUCACAACAGGCAUAGCUAGGACUUUUGAAAUAGACCUCUACUUUUAGUGCAGUGUGAGAGAGCCUGGGUGGGGUCCAAAUUUUAAAUAUGUUCUAAUUCUCCCCUCACCCUGGUUUACAGUGCCAAGGCCUCUGAAUUCUCCGAGGAGUUGUUCUAGCUCUUGAGCUGCUUCCCCUGCCUGUGUGUGUUGGGCAGGCUUUUCCCCACCACCCGGGAUCCCAGAAAAGGAAAAAAAAAAAAAGGACAUUUUUUUCUCAAGGACGCUGGUUCAGUGCCAACAGGUCAAACUGCUGGCACCAAAGCCAUCUCAUUUCUUGCUGUUGGCAUGUGUCCUAAACUCCCUACAGGAAAAUUCCCAGUCGUCAUUUUUAUGAGCUGUGCCCUUGAUCAAAUCCCUGCAUCCUGAAGGCUUCUCUCCCUGUGUCUUGUUUCCCCACUCACCUGCAUGCGGGUGAGGGUCACAUUAUUGAAUUUUCUUCACACAAUUUACCUCUCUUUUAUUCUCACAGCUAAAGAACGUGUUUCACCUCUGUUGAUCUGGGGUCACGACCUUUGGGCAAGGGAGUUCUGUGCUGGAAUACAUACUCUCUCGAAGCUUCCCAAAGCCUGGGAGGUUCUGACAUUAGCAGAAUAGGCAAUAAGCAUUAGUUGAACCCCAUCAGUAGCUCCUGUUUAUUUUGUUGUAUUGUUUGUGACUCUGUCUCGAAGCACAGACUUGGGUGAGCCUUGUAAGUGUUGAGUGCCGGUUUCCCCCCUCAGGGAGGAAGGUGUCAGGCACAGCAGGGCAGGAGGAGACAGGAUUCAGCUCUAGCCUCCAGCUUGGAGCCAGUGCUCCUUCCCACCUCUGCAUCUGAGAGGGAAAGCCUGGUUCUCUGGGCUCUAGUGGGUUACAGGGAGAACUGCACAGGGUAGCGAAAUAGAACACUCUGCCGGUUUUUCCUAAGCUGUGUUGCCGAAGCCUGCUCUUUCUCUGUUUGACUGGAAGGGUGGCAUGGCGAAUAACGAAUCCCACACUCAAAAUGAGCAUAGUAAAGUCAGUGGGCAACCUUUUGACUUUAAAGUAGACUAUAAAACAGCCUAUAACUUAAUGUAAUCAGAAGUGUAAAAUUAGAAGCUUAAAUUCCAAGCUGACUGUAACCCAUGUAACUCCAGCAAGUAUGACUGCUCAGAAAUGAAGCCACUGCUGGUGCCCAAGCAGGCUCACAUUCAAGUUUCGCUUCGUGACAGCUCUUCUCUGCUGGGCACACGUGGGCCCCACAUGGGGCAAGAGACUUCAUGUGCAUUGGGUCAUUUCACAAACGAGAAGAUGUCAGCUGCACAUUCCUCAUGUCCCAGAUGAAUGAUAUGUAAAAUAUAAUAAAGGCUUAUAGUUUGAGUAGAA